AUGUUGGAGGAAGACGAUUUUUCACAUGAUUCAGCGGAAAUAGUGAUGCUUCCACCAGAAACCGGAGCUGAAACUGACGAAGAUUCUGGAGAUGAGGAUACCGUGUCUCCCGAUAACCUACCAUCCUCACAGCUUCGUGCUCCAGCUGAAAUAUCACUACCAUUAGAGGACUCAGACUCAGACGAUGACAAUCUUCCGUUGUCAAGGUUGGCUACUAGGUCUAAGCCUCCAAAGUCAUCUAGGGCCUUCAACUGGAGAGACUCUCAUGUGUCCGCGUCUGAGAGCCGGUGGCCAGACUGUAAAUUCCAUAUUUUUUUCGACAAUUUCUUUUCGGGAAUACCGCUUCUUGAACAACUAUCUGCAUGUGGCAUACGGGAAACUGGUACAAUUAGAAGUAAUAGAAUUACGAAUAACCCUUUGAAAUCGGUAGCUGAAAUGAAAAAAACUGCAAGAGAGACGCACGACUACAAGACAGAUCUUGAUAAAAAUUUGACAGUCUUAUGUUGGAAUGAUAACAGUGUAGUAUCUUUAGCAUCAACUGCGGUUGGUGUCAACCCUAUUCGCAUGGUAAAACGUCAAAGGGAAAAUAUUGAUUCGCGGUUUGACGGAUUACACCAUUAUGUCAUUCCCCAAAAUAAACUGACCAGAUGCCGUCACUGCCAUCUUAAAACCACUACAAGGUGCAUCAAGUGCGACAUUGGGCUUCAUGUGAAAUGCUUUGUCGAUUUUCAUACCAGAUAA
Messenger RNA from Acanthoscelides obtectus, 741 nucleotides. NCBI's taxonomy places the organism in Eukaryota, Metazoa, Arthropoda, Insecta, Coleoptera, Chrysomelidae. The record is from the annotation of a GenBank genome assembly.